GUGAGCUCACCCAGCCGACCGGCAAUAGCAAAGCAGAGGGCCGUGGUGCCACUGCGCGUAACGGUGCUGCCCGGCUGGUUGGCGUGCGCCCUGCGGCAUGGCGAGCUCUCGUGUGCCCUGGCUGUGUUGCUGCCUGUGCUUGGUGGUGCUGGGCGCCCAGGCGCACGCCGGCCAGCCGAGGCCCCGGGAGGGCGGGGAAGAAGCGUCCGGGUCGGCCCUGCUGGGUGCCCAGCCCUACGAGCGGCUGCAGGAGCACUUGGGCACUGUCCGCGCCCUUUCCAAGCGGUACUGGCGGGCGCUGGCCUGCGGGUUGUGGCAGCAGGAGUGCGAGAGGGAGGAGGAGGAGGAAGACGAAGAAGAGGGAGCGGAGGAGGAAGGCGAAAGCGAGACGGUCCGGGAAAAGCAAGGGUGGCACCUGCCUGUUAUGAGUGAGAUCCUCUCCAGCGUGUACUGCAGCUUCGGCAGAUGUUGUGCAACGGGAGACUGCAGGGUGACCAACAACAUCACAGGAUUGGAGCUGGAUCUUAGCAGGCGACUUCACGGACAACAUUUGGCAAGAAAUGUGGUUCUGAAAGCGGUUCAAGGCUUCCUGGAGACUCCUCAGCCAGAAAAAGCCCUGGCCCUUUCCUUCCACGGCUGGUCUGGUACUGGCAAGAAUUUUGUGGCCCGGCUAAUAGCGAAACACCUUUACCGCGAUGGCCUCAAGAGUGAAUGUGUCAAGGUCUUCAUCUCGCUAUUCCACUUCCCCCAUCCAACGUAUGUGGACUCGUAUAAGGUCCAACUAGCGAAGCAGAUCAGUGAGACGGUGCGGCUAUGUCAGCAGUCACUCUUCAUCUUUGAUGAGGCCGAAAAACUUCAUCCCAGCCUCCUAGAUGCCAUCAAACCCUACCUGGAUCAUUAUGACAGUGUUGAUGGUGUAGAUUACCGGCAGUCCAUCUUUUUAUUCCUGAGUAACACUGGAGGCAACAUCAUCAAUGAAGUAGCCUUACACUUCUGGCGAGCCGGUCGAACCCGAGAGGAAAUCACCAUGGAGCAUUUAGAACGCUACCUGAGGAUGGAGCUGCUAGACUCCGCAGGUGAUGGUUCUGCUCACAACUGCCUUCUAAAAGAGAACCUGAUUGACUUCCUGGUGCCGUUCCUACCCCUGGAGCAUCGUCACGUGAAGCUGUGUGCUCGGGAUGCCUUCUUGGCCCGGAACCUACCCUUCACUGAGGAGGCGCUGGACGAGGUUGCAAGGAUGAUGGUGUUUGUUCCCAAAGAGGAAGAGCUCUUCUCCGUCCAAGGUUGCAAAUCAGUCUCCCAGCGUAUAAACUACUUCCUCCCCUGACUGUGUCUCGGUUUUACUGCCCAUAAAUGCUGCAGUGCAACCAGUUCUACUUCCUCUUGCACAAGGGCUAGCUAAGAUACAGUGCACUAUGAGAGGAUAUUAAAUCUCCCUGUGAACUGGGGGCUGUCAGGCUGGAAGAAACCAAUAUGAGUUGCAGGACUCAUAUUGGAGGAGUUUUUAACAGGUUCACAACUGUGUAGCUGGAAUCUACACUAAUGGUACUGUCAAAGAGACAGUGACAAGUAUAAUUUUGAGGAUCACAGGAUUGUUACUUUGGGCCUUUUGUGCUGAAUAAAGAGCAGAGAUAAAAUUUGCUGAAUAAAGAGCAGAGAUGGACCUUGAACAGAAAAAACUCUUUACCUCAAAGAAGAUCAAGACUUGGCUUGAAAGUUGUGCUAUUUCUUUGGAUGAUUUUGUCUAAAGGCUGAAAUGGUUUUCUGUCUGUUUGGAAACUAGAUGGGACUGGAAUAUUUUCUAGCCACGCUAUAGACUUUUUAUGGAGCUCAGCAUUAAGAAUCAGGUAGUCUGCCCCCCUUUUGAUGACUUGAUUCCCAUUUUGUUAAGUUACAGGAUCAUGUUUCUUAAUCUGGUGUUGGGGCUGUGGGGGGUGGAAAGUGUUGCGCAUACAUGUUUGGAGAAGCUGUGGCCAAUUGCUUAUCUCAAUGGUUCCCAAACUUUUCUGGGCUGCUACCCCCCUGGCUUCCAGGACCCAUCCCUAGCACCCCUCCCUCCACAUACUUAUGAACGGUCUACUGCAAACUCAAAAUCGGGGGAGAGUGCUGCUGCUUUUUCUUUUAAAUCUUGCCUUACAAAGCAACGAGGACGGGGCUCUUUGCCUUCAAGCCCCCCUCCCCCAGGGCUACACAAUGAAGAGAGUGCUGCUAUUUUUCCUUUUAAAAAAUAUUGCCUUGCAAAGCAGUGGCAAUGGGACUUAGCUCUACCACCCUCACCCCAGGCUACACAGGUAGGAGAGUGCUACUGGUUUUCUUUUAAAACUCACCAGUCACCACAUGGCAAGGAUGGAAGGACAAGACCUCUUUCCAGCUGGCACAAUCCCUGCCUCUACCCCACCCCCCCUUCCACAAAAGUCCUCACCACCCUCCUUGAUGUUUCCACCACCCUUAGGGGGAACGGUAUUGUCCACUUUGGGAAUCUCUAGCUUAUAUGAACCCUUGCCUGGUGCCAAGUCAGACUGCUGAUUGAUCAAGGCCAGUAUUGUGAGUGGCAGUAACUGUCCAGAGUCUCAGGUAGCAGUCUUUCACAUCCUUAUACCAUGAUAGUUUUAACUGGCGUUGCUAGAGACUUAACUUGGGACUGUCUGUGUGUGUGAAACAGAUACUCCAACACUGAGCCAUGUUUCCCCUCCCCUGUCUUUCCCAGCAUGCAUCAGUGCCAUAAGAAACUCACACGUACUGUGGAUUUAAAGCUGGGGUGCCAUGCUGCUGUAUUCACAGUGUAUACGUGCAAUUGGUGUCCAAAGUGUCCAAAGUCAAAAUUGCAUGGCCCAGUACAGCGAUGCACUUCCAACCUAGCACUGUGCUCGGCUGUGUAUGUUGAGCAAUAAAGCAAACUCUGUUUACAUGAA
This is a messenger RNA of Sphaerodactylus townsendi, 2912 nucleotides long. RefSeq names its product torsin family 3 member A (gene TOR3A). The record is from RefSeq and is a predicted model, not a curated record. The coding region runs from base 98 to 1327 and encodes 409 amino acids. Gene Ontology annotation, cellular component: endoplasmic reticulum lumen; nuclear envelope. NCBI's taxonomy places the organism in Eukaryota, Metazoa, Chordata, Lepidosauria, Squamata, Sphaerodactylidae. Gene Ontology annotation, molecular function: ATP hydrolysis activity; ATP binding. The transcript is spliced from 6 exons.